AUGGUUCAUACAAAGCAGACUGCCCACAGAUCAACCAGUGGUACAGCACCGAGAAAACAACUGGCUACCAAAGCCACUCUCGAGAGUGUGCCCUCUACUGGAGGGGUGAAGAAACCUCUUCGUUACAGACCUGGUACUGUGGCACUUCAUGAAGUUAGACAUUAUCAGAAGUCCACUGAAAUUCUGAUUUGCAAACUUCCCUUUCAGUGUCUGGUGCGAGAAAUUGCUCAGGACUUCAAAGCAGAUUUGCACUUCCAGAGUGCAGCUACUGGUGCUUCGCAGGAAGCAAGUGAAGCCUAUCUGAUUGGUCUUUUUGAAGACACCAGCCUGUGUGCUGUCCACGCAAAACGUGUAACAAUUAUGCCAAAAGACAUCCUGCUAGCACGCCGCAUAUGUGGAGAACAUGCUUAA
Artibeus jamaicensis (Jamaican fruit-eating bat) is the source of this 411-nucleotide messenger RNA. Its product is annotated as histone H3.3C-like. The record is from RefSeq and is a predicted model, not a curated record. Gene Ontology annotation, molecular function: DNA binding; structural constituent of chromatin; protein heterodimerization activity. NCBI's taxonomy places the organism in Eukaryota, Metazoa, Chordata, Mammalia, Chiroptera, Phyllostomidae. The coding region runs from base 1 to 411 and encodes 136 amino acids. Gene Ontology annotation, cellular component: nucleosome. The transcript is spliced from 2 exons.